GUUUCUCUCUGUCUCUGUGGCCUCGAUACAAGGACUGGACCGAGACCGCAGCUGCAGUGCGUCGCCGGGCAUUCUGAAACCCAAAAACAUGUCCAUGACAAUAGAGCAGGUGUGCCCUCUGUAGCAACGUGUCCUUCGCCUCCUUCACCCAAAAAACAAAUAUCAAAAGAGCAUCAGUCGUGGGAAACGAGGUUCUGCUUGCCUGUUUACUGGCUCCUCUGAGGGACACGCGAGGUCUGGAGCGGUACUGCCCGUCGAAGUGAGAAAACAUGCUCUCUCUCUCUGUAGUAGACGGCAAGAGACGGUAGGGGAAACGAGAAGACGCGCCCCAGUUGC
Molecule: messenger RNA, 336 nt
Organism: Geodia barretti
Lineage: Eukaryota; Metazoa; Porifera; Demospongiae; Tetractinellida; Geodiidae
Source: the annotation of a GenBank genome assembly